Molecule: messenger RNA, 2007 nt
Organism: Eremothecium gossypii ATCC 10895
Lineage: Eukaryota; Fungi; Ascomycota; Saccharomycetes; Saccharomycetales; Saccharomycetaceae
Gene: ILV2
Product: acetolactate synthase catalytic subunit
Exons: 1
Coding region: 1-2007 (668 amino acids)
Biological process (GO): L-valine biosynthetic process
Cellular component (GO): acetolactate synthase complex; mitochondrion
Molecular function (GO): thiamine pyrophosphate binding; magnesium ion binding; acetolactate synthase activity
Source: RefSeq, marked provisional
AUGUUAAGGAGAGUAACCGUAAGACAACUAGCUAACGUGCGGGCGUUGGCACGAGCGACACGGCCGUUGGCAGUGGCGCGAGCCUUUUCUGGGGCCGCAGGGCGGCUGGGCGCGGAAGCGCAAGAAGCGCCUAGGAGGCGGGCGCCGGGGCCCCGCGGAGAGACGGAGCCGCAGGGUGCAGCGGGCGCGCACGAGAUGGACCACUCGAUGAUCGGGUUCAGCGGCGGAGAGAUUUUUCACGAGAUGAUGCGGCGCCAUAACGUGGAUACGGUGUUUGGGUACCCAGGCGGGGCCAUCCUGCCGGUGUACGAUGCCAUAUACAACUCGGACGCGUUCAACUUUGUGCUCCCGAAGCACGAGCAGGGGGCGGGUCACAUGGCGGAGGGCUACGCGCGUGCUUCUGGGAAGCCGGGCGUCGUGUUGGUGACAUCGGGGCCGGGGGCGACCAACGUGGUGACGCCGAUGGCGGAUGCGCUGGCCGACGGAGUACCGAUGGUGGUCUUCACCGGGCAGGUGCCUAAAGCCGCAAUUGGCACGGAUGCGUUCCAGGAAGCCGAUGUGGUCGGCAUUUCGCGCUCGUGCACCAAGUGGAACGUGAUGGUGAAUCACGUGGAGGAGCUCCCGCGGCGCAUCAACGAAGCUUUUGAGAUUGCGACCUCUGGUAGGCCCGGCCCGGUGCUUGUGGACCUCCCGAAGGACGUGACCGCCGCGAUUUUACGCAGUCCCAUCCCACUGGCCUCUGCGCUACCGUCGACGACCCUAGCACAGCUCACACGGCAGGCGGCUGACAUCGACGGCGUGCGCUCGCUUGCCGACGCAUCGCGGCUCAUCAAUAUGGCACAGAAGCCGGUACUCUACGUGGGUGCAGGAAUCCUGAACAGCACUCGCGGUCCAGAGUUUCUGCGUGAACUGGCUGAAAAGGCACAGAUCCCCGUCACGACGACGUUGCAAGCGCUGGGUGCAUUCGACCAGGAGGAUUCGAAGUCCGUAGAUAUGCUGGGCAUGCACGGGAGUGCGGCUGCCAAUUUGACUGUGCAGAAUGCAGACCUGAUCAUUGCGCUGGGCGCACGGUUUGAUGACCGCGUGACCGGAAACAUCGCUAAGUUCGCCCCGGAGGCCCAGCGGGCGGCCCGUGAACAGCGCGGUGGGAUAGUGCACUUUGAGAUCUCCCCAAAAAAUAUCAACAAGGUGGUUGACGCUCAGGUGGCAGUCGAGGGUGAUGUGACUGCCAACCUGGAAAAGCUGCUCCCCUUGAUCAAGCCGGUCGCUGAGCGCAAAGAGUGGCUCGGCCAGAUCGCAAGUUGGAAGAGCGAGUAUCCAUAUGAUUACUCGCGCGAGACGCCCGGCUCGCGCAUCAAGCCUCAGACAGUUAUCACUCGGCUCUCCGAAAUCGCAAACGCCACCGGAAAGGAGGUCAUCGUGACGACCGGUGUAGGUCAGCACCAAAUGUGGGCCGCCCAGCAUUGGACGUGGAAGAAACCACGCACAUUUAUCACAUCAGGCGGCCUCGGUACCAUGGGCUUUGGUCUACCGGCGGCCAUUGGUGCCCAGGUAGCCAAACCCGAUGCGAUUGUCAUCGACAUCGAUGGCGACGCCUCGCUCAACAUGACCUUGAUGGAGAUGUCCAGCGCGGUGCAGGCGGGCGCCCCAGUAAAGAUAUUGUUGUUGAACAACGAAGAGCAGGGAAUGGUCACUCAAUGGCAGUCUCUAUUCUACGAGCAUCGUUAUUCUCACACCCAUCAGCUAAAUCCGGACUUCGUCAAGUUGGCUGAUGCAAUGGGGUUCAAAGCAAUGCGCCUAGAGGCGCAGUCGGACAUGGAGCCCAUGCUGCAGGAGUUUAUUAAUUGCAAGGAGCCCGUGUUACUCGAAGUGGCCGUCGAGAAGAAGGUUCCCGUCCUCCCGAUGGUCCCUGCCGGUAAGGCCCUGCAUGAGUUUAUCUACUUCGACCCAGAGGUCGAGCGACAGCAAGCGGAGCUUCGCAGCAGGCGUACGGGCGGGAAGCAUUAG